CCCGGUACCCGUCCUCGUUACAGAGGACGAGGAAGCAUAUUACGAGAGAGAACGAGGGUUGAUUCGACAAAUGAGGGAAAGUGCUUUAGCAGGGUCAUAUCGUAUCAACGAAGGGAACGAGAAGGAGUUGAUCAUAGAGGAGUCUGAUUUCCUGCUGCCUCAGGACCGAACGCUGAUGGUGGAAUUAAUGAAGAGGAAGCAUCGCGCCUACGCAUUUAGUGACGUGGAGCGUGGCAGGCUGGAUGUAGAUAAGAUACCUAUGAUCCGCAUCCACACCGUGCCACACGAGCCUUGGAACAUGAGAGGGGCGCGGUAUCCCAAUCCUGACGAGGAGAGGAAGGUGGUGGAUUAUCUCGACGGCAAGAUACGUACUCACGUCGCCGACUAUUCAAGUGGACCGUAUGCAUCCCCGUGGUUCUGCUUUAUUAAGCCUAACGGGACGCUGCGGUGGGUGCAGGAUUUGCARAGAUUGAAUGCAGUGACCGUGGGAGAUGCUGGAGGACUGCCGAAUGCAGACGCGCUGUCUGACUUUACGAAGACAGCCAUGCCAAGAGGAGGGAAGGGGACACGGCCGCCUCAGAGGCCGUUAGGCGCAUCAGGAGGAUAUGAGCGGCAUGGGCCUCGCCAACGAGAGAGUACUCCAGUCUACAAUGAUGGGGACAUCGAGCUAUUCCUCGACAGUUUCUGGGAGCAUGCGAGGCGUAUGGGCUGGACCGUCACUCAGGCGAUUGAGAGAUUAAGGGGAGCAGGUAGGUUCGAAGAGCCCAUUGCCAGGAUUCGUAGGGAGGCGACGACGAGGCAGGAGGUGGAGAUGAAGAUGGAGGAGUUGCGACCCUCGCCUGUGGGACCUGAUGGUAGGCCAAUCCACCUGGAGAUUGAAAAUGCGUCGGACUUCAUCCCCUCGUUUGAGUGGUUCAUGCAAGAGCAGGGCAUACCGAGAGAUGAUUGGAUGCAGACGCUACCACUCUGGACCAGGAAGGCGGAAAGGCCACUGGCUAUGCAGAUCAGGGACAUGGCACGAGAUUGGGAGAGCUGCAGGGCACAUCUGAGAGAGGCCUUUCGACAGCCAGAGCUCCCUCAGCCCAGAGUCGAGAGGCGGCAGAGGAGUCAGAGGCCGAGGGACCCUAAGCCCAGGGAGGCGAAACCAUCUCGAGGAGGACGGAAGGCCCUAGCCAAGAGAGAGCAGGAGCCAGAGGAUGAGGAGCGAGGGGCAUACCCUGAGUGUCUGUUGGGGCCAGUGGAGUUCCAUCGUUUUACUGAGGGUGGAUUGAGGAGGUCGCCAGCACACACACAGGGGAAGCCACCAGCGUCAGAGGGGCCCUUGAGGGAAUUGGAGAUGCAUUUAGAUAUUUCUCGGUGGAGGGCGUCGCUUCRGGGAGAGGAGCAUGGAGAGCAGGCAGAGGAGGUGUCACGAGGGGAGGUGCCACGAGAGGAGGUGCCACAGGGGGAGAUACCACGAGAGGAGAUGCCGCGGGAGGAGGUAUCACAGGAAGAGAUCCCGGGUACUCAGCAAGAGAGAGGGCUGGGCGAUGAGGGGAGACGUGCAGGGAAGGAAGUGAUAGAGGUUGGAGAGGACACGCCCCCACAGACGCUAGCAAGCCACGCCAGGAGUCAUGCCAGCCCGAGAAGGAGAUGGAAGCAGAAAUCCCAAAGAGGGUCGACCUCCGCACGAGGGAAAGGGUGCCAGCUGGAGAGACGGCCGAAGAAAAGAGGGCAAGACAAAACCAGGCGGAUAGAUGAGAUAUGGCAAGAGAGGCAGAGGUUGGAGGCAGUUGGGGAGCUCCCGGAGCAGCAGCAGGAGAGGCAGAGAUCGGAGGUAGCAGGAGCACUCUCGGGUCAGCCACCCAGCGCGCCAGCCAAGGCCCCGGAGAUUCCUGAGAUGUGGAGAGACUUCUGGAAGCAGAGAGGAGAAGAGCUUCCAUCGCCAGUCAGAGCCGGGUUUGGGGUGGCCAGGAAGGCGGAAGAAAGGUUAGAUCGUAAAAUCAAGUUCCUAGCCAAGACCACAUUUGACCGGCACUUGUUAUUGGAGGGCGAUCUGGCGGGGAAGAAAAUGAAGGAAGCCAGCCAUGGAGUACGUCUGGAGGCUAUGGAGAUGAAAAUUCAGGAACUUAGGGCUUUGGUGGCCAGCCAUGCAGCUAUCAUUGAGAGCCUGAGGCAGCAAACCCAGGGAAAGGUGGACAGACCAGAAAGCAGCCGGCAGGGAGAGCAGAGGCAGUCAGGACAGGGAUUGCCAGGACAGCCAUCUGCGACAGAGCCUCGCCAGGAGCCACCUAUGGAAAGAUUUAUCAUGGAGCCAGAGAAGGCAAGAGCCCAGAGACAGGCAGAGAGAGAGGCGUUUGAGUUUAGAGCCCCUACCGAGCUCGCGACGCUGCCAGUGGCGGCGGCAGGCCCAGUCGUACCUUUGGCAGUAGAGGAGGGGCUGCCACCAUCUAGCAGUGAGCCGGCUCAGGGCUCGGCAGAGGGAUCCAUGGGCGUGCUCCUUGAGGCGGUGCAUACUAUGCAGGAGGAGGUGAGUUUGUUUUCACCUGAGCAGAGGAUAGAGGAGCCUCUUGAGAGAGAGAUGGGGAUUGAGGAGGAGGGUGCCAUCGAGGGCAGACUCCAGAGGAUAGGCACACCUGAGUAUGGACCAGAGGAGAUUGAGGAGCAGCCCACGRCAGUGCYAGGGGCAGCACUCGAGAGGAGGCCUCAGAGGUUGGACACGCCCGAGUACGUUCCAGCGACAGAGGAUUUGAGAGGCAGACUAGGAUUUUGGGCUACUGGAUCUGGGUCUGGUGGACCAGUUCCGGGGACAGAGCGGCAGGAAGUUGUUGGUACCGCAACUCCUCAAGCAGAGCAGGAGGGGGUUAUCAGUACCUUGGCAGGAUCUCCUUCAUCACUACCUCCGCAGCCCAGGAAGAGAAAGUUCAAGAGGAAGGUUGAUCAACUAUGUUUCUACUGCAAGAGGAGCGCACAUCAUGCUUUGCACUGUCUCGAGUUUCUUGAGGAUAAGGCAGCAGGGAAGAUCUCAGAGGUAGGGGGUAAAAUGUAUGAUAGACAGGGUAGGAUAGUAGAGAAGUCCGCAGAUGGGCUUAGGGCUCAGUUAUAUAGGCAAAACCAGGAGGAAUUGAGGAGAUAGGGCCGGCUUUGUCUAUAUAAGCGAACGAGCAUUUUGUGAGGCAUCAACUUAG
Molecule: messenger RNA, 3167 nt
Organism: Chara braunii
Lineage: Eukaryota; Viridiplantae; Streptophyta; Charophyceae; Charales; Characeae
Source: the annotation of a GenBank genome assembly